UGUAUUGUUUCUUUUAAACAAGAUUGAAUAUGGCUUUAACAAAGCUAUUUCUCUCUUUGUAAGUGCAGCCUUCUGUCUUUAGUUUUGCAGUCCCAGUUGUCACUCUUGGUAUCUUAGUUACCAUGGGGCCACCUGCUCUGCUCAGGUGUAAUGUUAGAGCGAGUGUCAGGUAGACUAAUGUGAGAUCUGUCUUAUUAACAUCUGUUUGGGCGUCUGAGGAAAUGUGCUGCACUAAAGUCUGCUUUUUACAUCACAUCAACCUUUAAGAUACACCAUCUAACAAGGAUGCCAUUUGGCAAAAAGACCCGCUCUUCUUCAGCUUCAGGAAGAUUAGAAACCCAACAUGUGACCAGCAUCCUGUCUGAACUGUGGAGUGCAGGGGAGAGGAAGAGAAGCACUUCUGGGCCAGGCUGUCGGGGUGAGAAAGUCACAGAUGACUUCUCAGCACCAAGAAGAGGGGGUGUCAGCGAGGACAGACAAGAACAGCCUGAAUGGUUGGUUCGAGAGCUGCUGAGACAGAACAGGCGGAGACACUCUGUCACACUUGGAGAUAAGGUUCAAAUCAUGAGACGACAACACAAUAUUGACUUAACUCUCAGACUCUGCAGCUUCAAGCACUCAGACUUUGUGAACUGCCUGAUUGAUGAGACGAUAUCACUCGACAACCUCCAGAAAUUGAAACAAGCAUUUGAGGAUUUUGAAAUGGGUGGCUUGAGAUCCAUUGAUGCGAAGAAUUUUGGCCGUAUAGUAAAGAAGUGUUUGGUUUUGCCGAAGACAAGCAAUGCACAUAUUCAAGGGUUAUUUAAGAAGAUUGAUUAUUCAGGCCAAGGAAGGAUUUCAUGGGGCGAGUUCAGCACACACAUGAUGCAGGAGUACAAAGAGAAGCAGGAAACUGCAAGACGCAGUAAGCAGGUGGCUUUCACCCUGCCAGCCACUAUGAAGGCAUUGGGUCAUGGCAUCCCCAUCAUCAACAUCCACUCCACCCAUGAUGGGACCGUCGCAACAGUGCGAGAAGACGGGGUUGUUUGCUACUGGAGCCCUGAACUGAAACCACUGAAGACCAAAAACAUUUUUAAGGAAGAACCUGCAAACAGGAAGUCAAAGUGGGCAAGUGAUUUUACUCUGAUGACAGAGUUCAACAAGCUGAUGAUCGGAACGGGGGACAGAGAGAUCCAACUUUAUGAGCUUUCCACUCUGGAGCCUUAUUGCCAGAUCAAUGCACUAGACACAGUGCCUUUGACAUUAGAUUACGGCUACACUGGCCCUGAUAAAUGUUGUGUUCUGUAUGGAGACACGGAGGGAUGUGUGACUAUCAUUUUAAUAUCCUCUGUUGGAGAUACCCUCAGAUUAUGGAAUAAAUUACCAAAGAUUGAAAAUAUGCCCAACAUAGCGGUUGACAAUGCAGUGCUUUCCCCGAAUGUGACAUUUGUCAGAUGGAAGGUUCAUCAGGACUGGGUAACACAGGCAAAAUAUUUUCAAGGUUUUCAAGCUGUUGUCUCCUCAUCAAAUGAAGAAUCGUCCUCCCUCGUUAUAGGCCGUGUGCUGCCUUUAACGGACGCUGAGCAGCAGCUGGGUGAGAUCAGAGAGGCCUGCUACGAAGGUAAGACCAAGAAGGUCCAACUGAGCUGGACUCCACAGCUCCGGGCAGCAUGUGACCAGACCGUUUUCACCAUCUACAAAGGUGUCAAGACCUUUGACCUUUGUCAGAAGCACAGCUUGCUGGUCACUGGAGGCAUGGACAGACUCAUACGCAUGUGGAACCCACAUUUUUCGGGGAAACCGACCAGCAUUUUGAAAGGACACUCUGCUCCCAUCAUCUACCUCUGCAUCUUCUCAGAGGACAGUCAGAUCUUCUCUGUCUCCAUAGACAGAACCGUGAAAAUUUGGGAUAUUCAAGAUCAGUGUUGCCUGUUUACAGCAGACCCCAAAGCCAGCGGGAUUCAUGGUGACAUAUCUGCAUGCUCGUACUCCUCUGCUGUGGAAUCCUUUUACAUUGCAGCAGACUGUAUGGCUGUGCUCUCCCUGAAGAUAAGGCCAUGGCUUCACAGCCGUCUGACUGUUUCACAUAAUGAGACUGUAAUGUGCUGCGGCUACAAUGAGGAGUUCCGUCAAGUUGUCAGCUGCACUGAGGGAUCUGUUGUAAAAGUCUGGGAUUUUGACACUGGGCGUCAGGUUUUCGAGUUUGGAGGCACACACAACCUUUCUGCCAUCACAUGCAUGACUUUUGACCCCAAAGGGAGGAGACUCGUCACAGGUGGAAGAGAUGGCUGUUUAAAGAUCUGGAAUUUCAACAAUGGUCAGUGCCUAAAGACACUAAAGAAGGAUGGUGAAUGUCAUGAAGUGUGCGACUGCAUCUUUCUGCAAGUUCACAGGAAUGUCUAUGUGAUGUCUGUCGGCCGGGACCGGAUGAUUGACAUUUACCCAGACAUACCUGAGGACCUUCAUCACGUCCAGAGGCCGCAGCCUUCGUGGCAGGAUGAUCUGAAAAAUGGCCAUAAGGAUGACAUCCUUUGUGUGGCGCAGUGUCCUCCAUCUCUCAUCGCCACCAGCAGCUAUGAUGGAGAGAUACUAGUGUGGAAUGUGGUGUCUGGACGUAUACAGUGUCGGUUUGUCAGUCCUCUUCUAGCUGAACACCAAAAUGUUGAAGGACUGGAUACAAGUGUUCCAAGCAUCAUUUUCAUAAAGAACUCCAAGUUACAGCACUUUUCCUCGGCUACAGCUCUGCUGUCGUCUGGAGCCAUGGGUUGCAUAAAUCUCUGGAACGUGCCCAGUGGAGGAAAAUUUGUGGGCAGCUUCAAAGCUUCUCAAUACCAACAAAAGAUUACAAAACUGGCUAAAACAGACAAGGACAUGCUGCUGUACGCUGCUGACCGAAUUGGUUACAUCUAUGUUUACAACAUGGAGAAGUUUGCCCCUGAGCAAAAAUCACCUAGAGCUGAACACUUCUGGCGUGCCCACACCAGCAGAAUUACUGGCCUGCAGAUUGUUGACAAUGAUCAAGUGGUGCUUACCUCAUCCGCUGACUACACUGUGCGCCUUUGGAGUGCACAUGGAGAAUUCAUUGGGACCUUUGGGCAGCCUGAGAGCUGGAGCGUCCACAUCCCCUCUUCGUGGAAACAUCCUGCUGUCCCCUAUCAGGUUCUGAUUGAUCCUCUGAGUAUGCCUGAUCAUGACAUUCUGAAUGUAAAAACACGUCUUUCUGAUGCCAUCAAUACUGACAAGACUGGGGCUCAUCGAGGUGAACUAAAGGCUCUGUCAUGAAACUGUCAGGCAUACUAACAAGCUAUCGAACCACUGUGCUCUGAAAGGCUUUUAUGCUGUGGAGCCACCAAACACCGGUGUAAGACCUGACAUCUUAUAAGCAGCACUGAGGAACUGCAUUCAACUGAAUAACAUGAAACAGUAUUGAUCACAAUUAGGGGACUGGAUCAUUGCAGCAUAUACUUUUAUAAAGACAGAGCAAGGAACAUUUUGAAAUAAUGAAAUAAUAGUGAGAAUGAGGGCUUUAUGUUAUCAUACCCAACUGGCUUUUUCAACAACAGACCAUGUGAAGUAAAUCAAUGGAUGAAAUGAAUGUGUGAAAAUGUCGAUUGCAACAUUAAGGGGCUUUGAACAGAAGAGGAAAAUUAUUGAAUUGAGUAAUUAAGAAAUCUAAAUUGCUUUUGCGGAGUGCUUUUACACAAAUCAAUAAUAACUUUGUCAUUAAGGCUUCAGAUUGUGAGAAAAAAAGUACAUUUUACUCAGUAUUCCAAAAGGACAAAUCUGGCCAAAAUGAAUC
This is a messenger RNA of Perca fluviatilis (European perch), 3778 nucleotides long. RefSeq names its product WD40 repeat domain 95 (gene wdr95). Bases 286 to 3261 code for a protein of 991 amino acids. The record is from RefSeq and is a predicted model, not a curated record. Lineage: Eukaryota; Metazoa; Chordata; Actinopteri; Perciformes; Percidae. Gene Ontology annotation, molecular function: protein binding; calcium ion binding. The transcript is spliced from 30 exons.